GAUUAGACCAAGUCCACGGCAGUCAGUUCUCGCCUGCUAACUAGUUAGAUUUCGUCAUCGCAAGGAACAGCAUGGGCCUGAAAUUCCAAAAUAUCCUGGUUCUGGCUGGCAUUGUGAUAGGAUUCCUAUCCGUCAUAGUUGUCCUGGCCGGCACGCUGCUGAAGAACUCCGUACCCAAUGUCUUGGCACCAGAGGAGCGGCACUUUGCAUUUGACUAUGUGAUUGUGGGUGGUGGAACUGGAGGCAGCACACUUACCUCGCUACUGGCCAAGAACAGCAAUGGGAGUGUUCUCCUCAUCGAGGCAGGUGGUCAGUUUGGCCUCCUGAGUCGGAUUCCCUUGCUGACCACCUUUCAGCAAAAGGGCAUUAAUGACUGGUCCUUCCUUUCUGUGCCACAGAAACACUCCUCCAGGGGUCUCAUCGAGCGGAGACAGUGCCUCCCGAGGGGCAAAGGACUGGGUGGAUCCGCCAAUCUAAACUACAUGCUGCACUUUGAUGGUCACGGACCGGAUUUUGAUUCCUGGCGGGAUCUCCAUAAUCUUAGUGAUUGGAGCUGGGCCCAAAUGAGAUCCUUCAUGUCCGCCGCCAAGCCCAAGAACCCAGACAUGCUCGAAAUUCCCCGUCGCUACUCCAAAUUAACUGAAGCGUUGGACGAAGCGCAGGCGCAGUUCGCCCACAAGGAUUGGAUCUUUAGACGCUCAUUGUAUAAUAUUAGAAAUGGUCUGCGUCAUUCGGUGGUACAGCAGUUCCUUAACCCGGUCAUACAUCACUCCAAUCUGCGGCUGCUGCCCGAUGCUUUGGUGAAACGGAUUCAACUUGCCACUAGUCCGUUCCUCCAGGCCACCUCGAUUCUCGUGGGGAUUAAGGACGAGGAGAACAGGGAGAAAGAAUUUAGCAUCGAGGUGAGAAGAGAGUUAAUCCUCUGCGCUGGCGCUUACCAAACUCCACAGCUCCUGAUGGCAUCUGGAAUUGGCGACGUUUCUGCCCUGAAGAAACUGGGUAUUCCCGUUCAGCAUAGCUUACCUUUGGUGGGCCACAACCUGCACGACCACUUUAAUCUUCCACUUUUCGUAUCGAUGGGAGUCACUGGACCCACACUCAACCAAAACACUCUCUUGAAUCCCAUGACCUUGAUCAACUACCUGAGCUCUGGUUCGGGACCCUUGGGAAACUUUGGAGUGCUGGGAAAUGUGGCCAGCUAUGGAGGAUCGGGAUCCCCGCCCUAUGGCAUCACCUUCUUUGGAGCAGGCGCUAUCGACGAGUCUGCUCUGAUGUCCAUAUCAAAUUUCAAGGGUCCAGCAUUCCGGGCGCUCUUUCCACGCUAUUACAAUGCCUCGCAGGAGGGAUUUGUGGUCAUCUCCAGCUGCCUGCAGCCAAAGUCUCGUGGAUUUGUGGGACUGCUUAAUCGGCAUAUGCGAAGAAAUCCCCUGAUAGAUCCAAACUAUCUCAGCAACGAAUUGGACGUGGACUGUACCAUUUCCGCCAUUCGAAGUGCAGUCGAGCUGGUCAACUCGACUGCCUUUGCUGCACUACAUCCCCGCAUCCAUUGGCCGCGCGUGCAGGAGUGCUCAAACUUCGGCCCCUUCGAGCGGGAUUUCUUCGACAACCGUCCAUCGGAUCACUACUUGGAGUGUCUGAUGCGGCACGUUGGCUUGGGAUCCCAUCAUCCGGGUGGAACAUGCGCCCUCGGCAGCGUCGUGGACUCCCAGUUGAGAUUAAAAGGGGUAUCCAAUGUGCGGGUGGUGGAUGCUAGUGUACUACCCCGUCCGAUCUCGGGAAACCCCAACUCGGUGGUGGUGGCCAUCGCAUUGAGAGCCGCCUCUUGGAUUCUGAAGAGCGAACUGCAGGCCGGUGAUUCGAAAUGAAUGAAUUUCUCUGCGAGAUUGAUGUAAAUGCGUUCAAGUUGAGGGACAACCGCACUGAACAAAACCAGGAGUUAACAAUUAAAUGUAUCACAAUAGCUAAGUACUUUU
Molecule: messenger RNA, 1973 nt
Organism: Drosophila sechellia
Lineage: Eukaryota; Metazoa; Arthropoda; Insecta; Diptera; Drosophilidae
Gene: ninaG
Product: neither inactivation nor afterpotential protein G
Exons: 6
Coding region: 72-1865 (597 amino acids)
Molecular function (GO): flavin adenine dinucleotide binding; oxidoreductase activity, acting on CH-OH group of donors
Source: RefSeq, a predicted model, not a curated record